AUGGAGCACGAGAAGAAGUGGGAGAAGAUGGCUUCCAAUUUAAAUGCCAUUGGAGGCACUCAAAAGUCCACCGAACAGUGGCGUACAGAGCCCCAAUUGGCCAUGGAAGACGCCGUUCAACCGCGUCCGCCACCAUGCCUGGACGCACACGGUAAAGCUUCUGGAACUCUGAAGAUGGGAGAUCUAGGGGAUUAUCAAUAUACCGCAGAAAACGCCGAUCCACCGUUGAGAAAUUUGUCACUGGCUCGUUUUGAGGCUCAUAGUACAACGACAAAGCUACGGGUAGUGUUUGAUGGUUCUGCAUCAACGACGAGUGGUUAUUCGCUCAACGACCUACUAAUGGCAGGCCCUACUAUACAGCGUACACUUAUUGACACUCUUUUGCAAUUUCGUUCAUUUAAAUUUGAUAUUACUAGCGACAUAUUCAAAAUGUACCGCUGUGUUAGGAUGGCAUAUGAAGACAGCUUUCUCCAGUGUAUAUUGUGGCGGGAUAAUCCAAGUGAAGACAUCAGGGUUUACAAGCUAGAUACCAUCACUUAUGGUACGAAGCCUGCAUCGUUUCUCGCCAUCCGUGCAAUGAGGCAGUUGGCCGUUGAUGAAGGGCAUGCGUAUCCAAUCGGUGCUAAGGUCAUCUGCCGAGAUUUUUAUGUGGAUGACAUGAUUUCUGGCGCCAAUUCAAUAGGCGAGGCUCGUGAAAUUCUCCACCAAACAAGGGAGUUACUAGCCAAGGGGAAUUUUAAAUUGCGAAAGUGGUGUUCGAGCGAACGUCGUGUGCUUGCUGACGUUGCAGCCGAGGACAGGGAGAAUCUAUUACAGUUUCAUGAUGGUACUAACGUCACAAAAACCCUUGGUCUAGUCUGGGAGCCCGACUCCGACAUCUUCAUAUUUUCCUUUUCGCCACUCGUGCCACAAUCGAAAUUGACCAAGCGCGCAAUUUUAGCCACCAUUGCCCGACUAUAUGAUCCCCUCGGUUUAAUCGGGCCCAUCAUAACGAAGGCCAAAAUCUUCAUGCAACAGCUUUGGAAGGAAAAAUUACAUUGGGACGAAGGCCUUCCACAAUCAUUACAUUAUACUUGGAAGGAAAUAUGUGAAGAGUACACCCUGGUUGAUCGUUUCAGUUUUGAUAUAUAUGUUUUGAUCCCUGGCUCUAGCUUAGAAGUGCAUGCAUUCUGCGAUGCAA
Messenger RNA from Rhagoletis pomonella (apple maggot), 1180 nucleotides. RefSeq lists its product as uncharacterized. The annotation marks the transcript as partial. The transcript has 4 exons. The record is from RefSeq and is a predicted model, not a curated record. Lineage: Eukaryota; Metazoa; Arthropoda; Insecta; Diptera; Tephritidae.